GCCUCUUCCUGGGGCCCGGCGGCGGCGGUGGCGUGUUUCUGCCAUGGCUGGGGAGGUUCGCUGGUGUUACCGGGGAGACCCGCAGGAGGGGCAGAGCGCUCCGUUGGUUCAGUUUACAAAUGGGAAACUGAAGAAUUCUGAAAAUAUUAACUUCACUUUGUACAGAAGCAAAGACACCAAUAAUCCCAGAAAGAAAAAUUAUGCAAUUGUGAAUGCAGAAACAGAUCGGCUAUCUUACGUAGGAAAUAACUUUGGUGCAGGAGCCCUAAAAAGCAAUACCCUUUGCAGAUACUUUGUUGGUGUGUUAGAUAAACACUCUGGGCAAAUGGAUGUCUACAAUGCAGAGUUGUUCAACAUGCAGCCAUUGAUUUCAGAUGAUGUAGCAGAUAAUGACCUGUCAGAAUAUUUGGCUAAAUCCUAUAGAGAGAAGGUAGAUCUGUGCAUUGAAGCCUUUGGAACCAACAAGCAGAAGAGAGCCUUGAGUUCUCGGAGAACGAAUGAAGUCAGAAAGGAGGUAUUGAAUAAAGCAGUGAUUAAAGCUGCAGAAGAUAUCAUAGAGACAAAAGGUGUUGCUGCAUUGGUUAGUGAUGCAGCAGAAGAUGAGAAAAGUGAUGUUUCCUUGGUUCUUCCUCCAUGCCAUGAAGAUGCUAAAAAUCCAGAAGAUGUCUACAGGUUUGAAGACAUCAUUUCGCCUGCUGAAUAUGAAGCACUUCGGGCUCCUGCUGCAGUGUUCAUGAACAUAACCGCAGCUGACAUUCUCAAGAUGACUGAAGAGAAAAGCUACUGUUCCUUUGUCUUGGAUGAACUUAAAUCCAUGCCUUUGGAUGAGAAGAGCUAUGAUCACAAAGCACGUUGUCUCUGGUAUUUUGACUGCCUCAUCAAGCUGGGCUCACAAAAGGUCAUUAAAAAGAAACAUGCAAUGGGACCCAGUUGUCCAGAUAUCAUCAGCAACAAGCUCGUGAAAACUUUCACAGCACUAUCUUAUGGCAAUGGCAGGAUACAAAAUCUAAUUUCAGCUUCAAUGAAAGUUAAGAUAACAGCAUAUGCUAUAGCCCUGGCUUUGCAUAUUAACAAUUUUCAAACAGAUUUGACAAUCUUGCAGAGAGAUCUGAAACUGCGCGAUAGCAGAAUACUUGACAUUGCCAAGGCGAUGAGGCUGAUGAUCAGCAAAAGCAAAAGCCUCGCUGGAUUUGAGGAACACAGAUUAGGGACACUCUGCUUGCCUUUACCUGCGUGCAAGAUGCCCCUGGGCCGCAGGAAACGCAAAAUGAUUUAGACUGGCUUCUUUAGGGCUUACCACAAGCUGGACAAACUUACAGAUCAUCUGAAUAGAGUUACUGCCUCAUUGUCCUGAAAGGAAUGGAGAGAUUUGUUCUUGUAAUGAUAUCAUUUUGUUUUCCUCUUGAGGUAGUUUAGCAGAGAUCUGCACUUUUAUUGAAUUGCUACGUUGUCAUUUGAGAGGUCUGGACAUUUGGCAUCUUGGCUCAAAACAAUCAUAUUGGAAUUGUUUCCUCCAUCAAUACAAAAUAGUUAAAACAUGAGGAUGACUAUUUAAAAUGUUACUUAAUAUUUAUAUUACUAAACAUUUUAAGAAUUAUCUGGGCUUAAUCAUCUUCAUUUAAUUAUGUAUUUGUCUUUGCUGUAGCACUCACAAGUAAUCUGUCUACAGCUCUUGGGUUAAUUUUUGUCCUAGGCUCCCUUCAGCAUUUUAUCUCCCUUUUUAUAUAUAUAUAUAUAAAAGUGCACUUGAAGAUUCAGUUGCUUUCUUUAAAGUAGUGUAUGGUUUGAACAAAGUGAAUCUGAAUGCUGAAGUGUUAUGUUUUACCUCUGAUCAGUGCAUGGAAAGCAGACAAUUGCCAUAAAGAAGAAAAUGAUACAACAUUCUUCUCCAGUCUGGUUGCCUAUAAAUGUAUUGGACCUCAACUGCCAUAAUCCCUAGUCAACACAACUGAAUAAAUGUCGAUAGAGCAAUCCAGACUUAUCAAUU
Molecule: messenger RNA, 1987 nt
Organism: Candoia aspera
Lineage: Eukaryota; Metazoa; Chordata; Lepidosauria; Squamata; Candoiidae
Gene: POLR1E
Product: RNA polymerase I subunit E
Exons: 12
Coding region: 44-1276 (410 amino acids)
Biological process (GO): RNA polymerase I preinitiation complex assembly; transcription elongation by RNA polymerase I; DNA-templated transcription
Cellular component (GO): RNA polymerase I complex
Molecular function (GO): DNA binding
Source: RefSeq, a predicted model, not a curated record